Messenger RNA from Paramuricea clavata, 492 nucleotides. The record is from the annotation of a GenBank genome assembly. Lineage: Eukaryota; Metazoa; Cnidaria; Anthozoa; Malacalcyonacea; Plexauridae.
AUGGCAUCUAAUGUUAAAAAGGCUGUCGUAAAAGACUUGCUAGAAGCUAACAAGCUCAUCAGGAAAGUCAAAUCAGAAAGUGUUUCCUUAAAAUUCCAGAAUUUGGGAUUCAAAGAUUUGCAUCUUUUGGUAUAUAGUGAUGCAUCCCAUGGCAAUGCAGAGGAAGAUCAUUCUCAAGGAGGACAAAUUGUGUUCUUAGUUGAAGGAGAGGGAAAGUGUAUUCCCAUUUGUUGGACCUCUAAGAGAAUAAGGAGAAGAAGUACCUUAGCAGCUGAAACUCUGUCAAUGGUUGAUGGAAUUGAUCUUGGUAUAUUUCUAGCUACUUUGUUCUGUGAUCUGUACUAUGGUGUAGCAGAUUCAACACUGUUACCAAUUAAAUGUAUAACUGAUUGCAAGUCCUUUUGUGACGCUAUCAAAUCAAACAAAUUGGUUACAGAGAAGAGGUUACGAUUGGAGCUGUCAGCUAUCAAAGAAAACAUUCACAGUAAUUAA